Messenger RNA from Lytechinus pictus (painted urchin), 4750 nucleotides. RefSeq names its product ubiquitin carboxyl-terminal hydrolase 8-like. The record is from RefSeq and is a predicted model, not a curated record. The coding region runs from base 139 to 3690 and encodes 1183 amino acids. NCBI's taxonomy places the organism in Eukaryota, Metazoa, Echinodermata, Echinoidea, Temnopleuroida, Toxopneustidae. The transcript has 18 exons. Gene Ontology annotation, biological process: endosome organization; protein K63-linked deubiquitination; protein K48-linked deubiquitination. Gene Ontology annotation, molecular function: protein binding; cysteine-type deubiquitinase activity. Gene Ontology annotation, cellular component: extrinsic component of plasma membrane; cytosol; postsynaptic density.
GAUGUUAAUAGAGUCUAGAUGCUACUUUGAAGAUGUAGUCUGACUGAUUCAAGAUUCUAUGACCAGAUAGCUAGUCCCAAUUACUUAAAUUGCAUUCUUUUGUGAGGCUUGUUACUUUGAGGAAGGCAGCCGGUAAUCAUGCCCGGAGCAUUGAAGAAACCUCUCUACAUCAGCUCCUCCAUUGAGGAACUCAACAAGAAGGUGGACCAGAACAUAACCAAGGGACAAACUUCAAAAAUAUUGGCCAGAUCAGCUAACAAGGUAUUCGUUGAGGCAGAAAAAGCUGAUAAAAACCUUGAUGAGGAACGUGCCUAUGUUCUGUUCAUGAAGUACCUCACACUAUGGAAAGCUGUUCAGAAGGCAAAAGAUUAUAAGUCAAACAAGGAUUAUAUUGAUACUCUCAUUGGUAAGGCAGGAUGCAGAAAGGCUAUAGAUAAGGCAGAGGAACUCUCAGCAUCAUUGACCUUGAGGUACAAUGAGCUAGAGGAAGCAAAGGAAGCAAGUAAGAAACUAGAAGAGGAGAAGGAGAAAGUGAAAACAAAUGGUUUGAAGGAUGGCAAGUCCAAAGAUGGAGAGGAAGGUUCAGUGGAGAAUGGAGUUCCAGAGGAGGAAAAGAAAAGAGAAUUUGGAAAAGAUGGUGUGGUGACUGCCAUUGAGCUCUAUCAUGAACUGGUGAGCAACACAAAUUCAGUCCUGAUCAUGGACGUCCGUCGAUCUGACCAUUUCAAAGACUCUCACAUGACCAUCGGAGAGUGUAUGAGCAUUCCAGCCGAGAUUCUGAAACCUGGAACGACUGCUGCUACACUGGAGAAGGGUUUAGGAGAGGAAGCCAAGGCUAUGUGGAGAAAGAGAACUGACAUGGAGUCCAUUGUACUCGUAGACUGGGACCAAUGCCAGAAUACAGACUCCACUCUUGCCAUCGUUCAAACUGCCAUGGUUAAGUGGGACUGGAGUACUACAUACAAGAAUCCAUCGCUGGUACUAAAGGGUGGAUAUGAGGAUUGGCUCUUCAAAUAUCCUAUGUAUACAAACAAUCCUCAUGCAAAGAAACCUAUAGAGAAAGGAGAAGAGACCAAGGAUUUGUUGGAUUUUGAUUACCCUGUAUUUGAAGAUGAAAAGCCACUGCCAAUGGCCCUCCCUCCUCAGCAACUGAACAAUGCACCAACAAGUCAGGCACCAUCAGUGCAGAAUGGCAAUGACAACGGUAUCCACCAGGACAGGAUGUUCUUCAUCUCUGGGAAACCUGGCCAGACUAGUCAGCCCGGCCAAAGGCCGGUAGUCGAUCGAUCCGUGAAGCCUGGUGCAACCAAACCUGAUCCACCUGCUCCUAGUAGAGAUCAGAUAGACUUAUCAAGAGACAAACCUAUAUCAACACCCACUCCUGUAGCUAAUCAAAUCAAUAAUAACCUAGAGAACAAGACGGUGCCACCGACAUCAAAUCUUGCCAACAGUGAACCUGCAGUGAGUACUGCGAAGCCAGCUCCUGCAAUGCCGGCUGUCAAUCGCAAUCUGAAACCCAAGGUUGAUAACAAAGUAGCGAACAUCAAUGUUAAAGAGUUAAGUGAUUCCACUGCUCAAAGUUCAAAUGCCUCUGUGAAUAUCAAUAUCAAUAAGCCAAGGACUGAGCCAAGAGAUGAUAGUACUAUGUCCAUGAAGGAUCCUUCAGUGGAGGCAAGCAUGAAAUCGGAUGUACACUUAGAAGAGCUCAAAAAGAAAGAAGAGCAGGCUAGGAAUGACUUGAACAAGAUGCGUUAUGACAAGACGAAAGCUGAAAAUGAAAAACUCAAAGAAGAAAAGCUCGAAAUGGAGAAGAACCUUCUGAAACUACAGCAAGAGCUUGCAGAAGCCAAAGCAAGACAAGAACAACGGAAGAGAACACCCCAGAAGACCUCCUCACCAAGCCAUACUGCACAGUCUCCAUCUCCUGUGGCUGGGAGUCAGGAUGCUCCUGAUUCUGCUAGCAGUUCCAGCAAUGCUACCACAAAGACUGUUAACUCCACACCAUCUCCAAGCAAGGAGACAUCAGAUAGUAAGUCUAAGGAGCCUGCCGCUGAUAGGAAUGCUGUGCAACCCAAUCAAAAUUCAAAUGCUGCCACAGCAAAGAAAUCGGCUUCAGGAGCUUCUUUAGGAGAGGCCAGCACCUCAUCAAGUACUUCAUCAUCGGCUUCUUCACCGCCUGUAACAAAAGCAGCUGCAACUGCUCCAGCUUUGCCUAAGGGUUGGGAGAAACGAUUUGAUGAGAAGAGUAAACGCUAUUUCUAUAUUGAUCAUAACACUAACACGACCCAAUGGCACCCACCAGGGGAACCAUCCCCUAAGCCUGUGGCAACCGAAGCCAAAGGAUCUAUCCAUGGUCCCACUACAGCAGUGGCUACAUCAAAGCCCAAAGGUGAAAGCCCAUCAUCACGACCUUCUGGUCAGGUGACCCGCAAACCUCUCAAGUCCGACUCGGUCGAGCCUUCUGCCAAGUCAGGUGGUCUCAAGAGAUCCUUCUCCUCACCCAACAUCGCCCAGAUGGUGAUGAAUGAAGGUGAAGCAAGUGUUUCUAAACCAUUUCCAUCAGUGGAUAGGAAUACUAAACCAGUGGAGAGGCCACCACAGGUAAUAUCCCAGACUACUCACAGUAGAGUCCGUCAUCUCAAUCCAGUGCAUGGGAGCCAAGGUCGUGCAUUGACUGGUCUACGAAACCUUGGUAACACCUGCUUCAUGAACUCUGUGAUCCAGUGUCUAAGUAACACUACACCACUUGCCAAGUACUUCAUCAAAGAAACCUACCUGCGUGAUAUCAAUAGAGCUAAUCCCUUGGGGAGGGGUGGUGAAGUGGCCGAAGAGUUUGCAGUGGUGGUCACUGCACUGUGGUCAGGUCUGUAUCGGUCAAUCGCACCAAGAGAUCUUAGAGACACUGUCACCAAGUAUGUACCUGAAUUCAGAAAGCAUGUUGGUCACCAUCAUGAUUCACAAGAGUUUCUUCUAUUCCUCAUGGAUGGGCUCCAUGAAGAUUUGAAUGAGGUCAAGAAACGAGAGUACAUCAAGGAAGAAGACUUCAGCAAGUAUGCAGAUGAUCAGGCUGCCACUCUCUCCUGGCGGAACCAUGACAAGCUCAACAGGUCUAUCAUCGUGAGUCUAUUCCAGGGUCAGUUCAAGUCCACAGUCCAGUGUCUAUCGUGUAACAACAUAUCGGUGAAGUUUGAGGCAUUCAUGUAUCUAUCUCUGCCCAUACCAUCAAACAGCAGGUGUACCCUCAAUGAUUGCCUGCAGAGAUUCUCACAGCCAGAGAAACUUGCCGGAGACAACGCCACACACUGCACACGCUGUAAAGGAAAACGAAACUCAAAGAAAACCAUUCUUAUCUGGAAACUGCCUAACAUACUCCUUAUACAUCUCAAGCGUUUCUAUUAUGAAGGCAUGUGGCGACAGAAGCUGCAGACCAAUGUUGAUUUUCCCAAUGAGCUCACGGUGGAUCGCUACGUGAUUGGUCCUAAACGCAAAGAUACAUAUCAGCUCUAUGGUGUCUCAAAUCACUCUGGAACUCUCGAUGGUGGACAUUACACUGCAUGUUGUAGAAAUGCUGCUAAUAAAAGAUGGUACAAAUAUGAUGAUCAUGAAGUCUAUGAUGCCUCACAGAGUAGUAUAAAGAGUUCCGCAGCUUACAUUCUCUUUUAUUCAUCUAUACCCCUGUCUCCUCCAUGAGUGGAAUCAGCCAAGGAUACAUGUCACUCAUCUGUUUAGAGCCAUCUAUUGUUGGUGCAGGAUAUCUUGCUGGCCUGCCAAAGAUUGGCAAAUGUUACAUGGAGAGCAAUGAACAAGCUCUCAAGAUGUAGCACUGUCUAUGAACGAAUAGACGUUGGGAUCUUAUUGAAUACUUGAUUGUGCUCCUUUCAAUGAUAUUCUACUUUUCUGUAAUAUUAAUCCUUUCUUACCAUAUCUCCCUGGCUCUUUUGCUUAUAUACAUUAUGAGCUUUCACAUUCUCUUCAUGUCAUUUAAAACUUUAGAAUUACAUGGCAAAAAAGGUCCAUUGUAGUAAUUGCUCUAAUGCAUUUGUAUUGGAAAUGAAAAUACAUGAGACUAUUGGAGCUGAACAUUCCUUCCUGCCUUGUUUGUGGUGACUGUGGGUCUAUGUACUUGUGCAGGGCAACUAGAUGUUGGAGGAAGUGAAAAUAUUUUUAAUCGAUUCAACAAUCCCUGUAUUUCACACAAAGCAUGUGUGUUUACAUCCAAGUUAUCUUAUUAUUGCUUUGAAGUACUCUUUUUUACUUGAGAAUCACAUAAUGAAACUUAACUAUCCCUUUUAUUAUAGGUUCUUCCAAAUUCUCUCUCCAUUAACUCACCCCCUUCCUCUCUCUCUCUUUCUAUCAUUCUCCCUUGCCACCAUACUCAUUUCCUUUUUUUUUGUAUGAAGUGAAUUGCCAAUCAGGGUUAGAUUUUUUUAUUUCAUAGGGCAAAUAAUUCUUGUGUCGAUGAUAUAUAGGUUUUUUUUUACAUGUAGGAUGUCAUUUAAUCUAAUUACCCUAAUAUGCUUAAAACAACUAUAUUAAGAUUUUUCUAGUUCCCAAGGUCCUUGGUUUCAGCUGAAUGAUUUUUUUUCUUCUGAAUUUUAAUCUGUAGACUAGAAAUUCCUCCUUUCCAUAUUUUCUAGAACUUUGUUUUGACCUAAAAAUAAGUUUUAUUUAGAUUUUUUUUAUGUGACAAACAAUUGAAAAUAAAUGCAAUAUUUGUAAUAUCAAAAAUCAAACACAUUAUCUGUAUAUC